CUCGUAGGGAAUCCCGCUUCACUUCCGUCAUUCGGUAGUUAAACCUCCAGGAGCGUGAAUCAAUCACGGGCGCUCGCGCGGUGGACGCGUCCGUCAGUCAGCUCCCGUUCGCGCUCAAACGGAGUGCGUGACGUCAUCGCAGCGAGAGUCCUCUGGAUCUCAGGUGUAUCCCGGACCUGUCUGUGUUUUCUCCAGCAGUCUGUCUAAGGCUCGUCUCAGGACCGCCGGUCUCCAGCGACAUGGGAAAGACUCGAGCGCUGAUCCUGCUGUGCGCCGCUGUCGGUCUGUGCCAUUGCAGGUUGGUGACGGUGCCUACUGGCCCUCUGCUCCGGGUCGAGGGCCAACCGCUGUCCAUUCGCUGUGACGUAUCAGAGUACGAGGGCCCGAGAGAGCAGGACUUUGAAUGGAUGGUAACACGAGGGAUGGAAACCAUCAAAGUGAUCUCGACGUUUGAUGAGCAUUUCUCAGAGCGCUCUUUUCAAGACCGCAUACGGAGCGGCGACAUUAGUGUGUCACGACUAAAGGACAACGCUGUUGAAUUAAGAAUUCAGGAGGCUCGAAUUAGUGACAGCGCCACCUACCAGUGCAGUACUCCAAGCACAGACUCGGUCAUCAGUGGAAACUAUAAAGCAGCCGUCCAGCUGAAAGUUGUUCCCAACAGUUUGAUUGUGGCUCCCGACGCCCCAAACCCUGUCAUUCGUGAGGGUGGGUCCAUCAGACUCCUGUGCAACGUCUCCCGCAAUUUCUUGGAAGGAAUUUACCUGUCUCUUACCUGGUCAGUAAAGAAGGGCUCUUCUCUGCUAGAGGAUUUGCUGACCUUUGGUCCAGAUAUGGGUGUGAUGGCUGGCGACAACUACAUGCGGCGCUACACAGAUGGCGGGAUGCGGCUAGAAAUGGGAAACGGCGUCUCGCACAGUCUAGUGCUCUCCGGAGCGACGCCGGACGAUCAGGGCAUGUACGUGUGCACGGCCAGACUGUGGACGAGAGAGCAGGGAGCCUGGAACCGCAUUCAGGAGAAGACCAUGGAGAUGGGAGAAGUGACUGUCACCCCUACAGCAAACUCCCUCAGCGUCCAGGUUCAGGACGACAGCACUUUAUCCACAGGAGAGACGCUGCUCCUCACCUGCUCGGUUUCUGCCGAAGCCUCCAUGGAUCUGGAGGUGACGUGGCUGAUGAAUGGCACUCGUGUUCUGGCCCAUCUGAGUCGUGACGGCGUGCUGACCAACACGUCUGAUGUCGUGGACGUGAGACGAUUGGGCAAGUGGGAUUUCCAGCUCAAGGUUCAUAGUUUGGAGCUGUCUGACGCGGGACUCUACGCGUGUAAAGUGAGCGCUUGGGUUCAGCGCGACGGUGGACAAUGGUACCGGGCCACCGAGAAGAUUUCGGACCCCGCACACGUUCACGUUAUUAAGCAUAAUCCAGAAUACACUGCUGUUCUGAGCUCAACUGUGAAUGCAAAGUUUUCCGGUGACCCGACAGAGUUGGAAUGCAAAGUCAUGAACGUGACAAACCUUCGUACCGGUCGGCUGGGGGUGUCGUGGCUGUACAGAGAUGUUCAGCCCGGUGACACUCCGGUAUCUACUCACACCAUCGCCUCUCUGGAUGAGAACGGCAACCUCGUGCCAGGCAAAACUUACAAGAGCCGCGUGGAGGCGGGGCUUAUUACGCUGACCCGAACGGAACCUUCCACUUUCAAGCUCCGCCUCCUUCGCACGACGGAGACUGACGCCGGUGAAUACACGUGUGCUGUAAUGGCAUGGGUACCAUCUCGACAUGGGAAUUGGAAAAAAGUUGCAGAACAUGUGACCCCAGCGCAUAAAGUCAGCUUUGCUAACAAGCGUCCUGUUCUCAGUGUUGUGGCCCGGCGUCUCCGUGAAGCUACGGCUGCCGGCUCCACGUUUGAGAUGAGCUGCCAGGCCAACAUUCAAAACCUCCCGCCGGGAACCGCCUUCUCCAUACUUAUCUUGUCCGAGGAGGGCGUCGGGUCGCCCAGCCGCAAACUGGCCUCUCUGGGCCCUGAGAUGGUUCUCCAGCUGGAGGACAGCAGUGAGCCGGGCCGACGGGACGGCCUGAUGCUGGUGAAGACCGGGAAGAGGGAGUUCCAGUUUCGGAUCCAGUCAGUGCAGGUGACUGAUCGUGGGUUUUACUCCUGUGAGAUGAAAGCCUGGACGAAGCAGCCGGGGGAAGACUGGGUUGAGAUGGCCAAAGGAGUGUCGAAUAAGGUUCAGAUCGCUUUCACACACAAAGGUCCCACGUUUGAUGUGUCCAUCAGUUCAGACACAACGAAUGUUUUCCCCUGGGAAACUGUGAAGAUGGAGUGUGACGUCAGUGUUAGCGGCACGUCUCCCGCUACAGAUGACGUAGCAUACGAGAUGAAGUGGUUUCUGAGUCGUGUGAGGGGUUUAAACAGCCCGUCCCUGCUAGCCAGUAUGGACCGAUGGGGUGUCGUGCAUAAGGCUCGUCGCAACGACAGCAGCGACUGCAGCCUUGAGCGCCUGGGACCCAAAAAGUUUGCCUUGAACAUUCACAGCACCCAGGACAGCGACGCAGGUGAAUAUCACUGCACCGCAACGCCCUGGAUCCAGUCAACAGCCACCGGAGCCUGGAGCAAAGCGCCGGAGGUCUCCUCACAGAGAGUCCUCCUCACUGUGAAGUUUGCAUUCUGGGACUCAAUGAAGCUGCCUUUGCUGUACGGGAUCUGUGCUUCAGUGACUGUCGGCGUAGUUUCUCUCGUCCUGGGCCUGGUCUGUGCUCACUGCUGUUGUAAAACCACUACAACUACCCCACGCUCUCGGAACAAACUUAUGGAGCUGGAGAUGGAUUGACAAAGACAGUACAGUUGUCCCCUACCGUCCUGGACGGCGUGGUGACAACUGAUGAACGCUGGGACGCGUCCCGUGAUGUUAUGCACCACCUGGAAGGAGAAACUACAUGCUCAGAGGAAAUAACUACUAAAUCAGAGUCAAUGACCAGGGCGAAUUACUCAAUUAUUGCACUAAACGCAUUCAUGUAUCAGCCAGGUGCACGUUUUGUUGGAUUUAUGAACGUUUCGUCAGCUACAUUGAAACAAGAAGUGUUAAAGAAGAUUAUUUUGCAGUCUGAUGAGAUACCUGAAAGCAGGUUUGACAAAUUGAAGGAUUAUAUUACUCUACAUCAAGCUCCAAAGAGACCGUCUGCUUCCAGAUCAGGGUUUAAAGACUCGUUUCUACCUGGAUUCUUCUGAGUUUGGUGCUACUCUCUUUUUCCAAGACAUGGGAGGAGCUAAACCCAUGUCCCAAUGUGAAAGAUGACAUUUUAUCUGUGAUUCUGUGAUAUUUUGUGUUGUAUUGUAUGUACCGUUUAGUUUUGUUCUUCAGCCCAUCCAGAGUUAACCAGCUCGGACCAACCCUUCCCUCUAAAAGCUAACUAGUCAACCAUUAUCAACUGGUUAACUGUAAUGCGACAGGGGCGGUCACACUAGAUUUUAAACAUAUGAAAGGAAUUUGAAUAUAUGAUGUUUGAAAAAAUAGUUUUUUGAAUAAGUAGUAUUUUCUUAAUAAAUAAUGAAUUUAUAAUGCUAAAAUAUAUCAUCAUCUCUUGUUUCCAGCGAUGAUAUAAUCCAUGUAUUGGGUAAACACAUCUGUUUAGCUAGCUAGCAACACCCUAUCAACCACAUCACGUUGGAACAACGGUUUAGAAACAUCCUAGGAACUAAUUAGCUACUCUGUAGCAAUAACUAAAUGUUACAACUACCUAGCAACAUUCUAGAAAACACUUUGAACAUCAUAGCAACCAACCAAAGUACUAUGACAACUGCACUGAAAUACCCUUGCAACUCCCUGAAACACUCCAGCAAACAAACGCCUCCUAGCAACAUCUUAAGAAUAACUUUAAACAUUGUAACAACCACUCAGAACACCAUAGCAACUGCACUGAAACACCAUACCAGCUACCUACAACAUUACAAUGUAGCAAAUACCAAGAACAGUCUAGAAACAGCUUUGAACAUUGUAGCAACCAGAACCAGAACAUCCUAAAACUUCCAGCAACUAGAACAUCCUAAAAAAAAAACUAGAAUCCACCCAGAACACCUAAGCAACUACAUGGAUACGCCCUAGCAACUACCUAUAGCAUUCUGCUGUAGCAAACACCAAGAGCAUUCUAGACACUGCAUAGAAACAUCUGAGCAACUACCUAAAUUGCCAUCCUAGCAACAGCUUAGAAACCACUUUGAAUUUUGUAGCAAUCACCUAGAACAUCGUAGCAACUGCAUAGAUACACCCUAGCAACUACCUACAACAAUCUGCUGUAGCAAAGACAAAGAACGUCCUAGCAACUGCGUACAAACGUCCUAGAAACUCCUUACAACACUAACAAACACCAAGAGUAUCCUAGCAACACCCUAGAAACCACUUCUAACAUUGUAGCAAUUACAUAGAACACCAUAGCAACUUCACAGCUACACCCUAGCAACUACCUACAACAAUCUGCUGUAGCAAAGACAAAGAACGUCCUAGCAACUGCAUGGAAACAUCCUAGGAGCUCCCUACAACACUAACAAACACCAAGAGCAUCCUAGUAACACCUUAGAAACCACUUCGAACAUUGUAGCAAUCACUUAGAACAUCAUAGCAACUUUAAUAGAUACACCUUAGCAACUACCUACAACAAUCUUCUGUAGCAAAGACAAAGAACAUCCCAGCAACUGCAUAGAACCAUCCUAGGAACUCCCUACAACACUAACAAACACCAAGAGCAUCCUAGCAACACCCUAGAAACCACUUUGAACAUUGUAGCAACAGCAUAGAUACUUUAAACAUUAUAACAACCACCCAGAAUGCUAUAGCAACCACGCUAAAUACCCUAGCAACACCAGAGCUCUGGUCUGCUUGUAACGACCUUUAACUUUUGUCAAGCUAACAUCAAAAUUUUUCUUUUCUUUUUUUAGUUCAAGUUUAGAUUCUUGUAAACAUGUAUUGAUGUGAAAAUGAGUGUUUGAUGUUCAGCCAAGAGGUGAAUCAGUGUCUUUAAUGUUCCUAAUUAGUAAGUGUCUUUUUUGGAAACCAACCCAACUUGGUACAGAGAGAAAGAUGAAAGUAAACACAUUCUCACUAACCCCGCAAUCACACGAGUAUGAAUGAAAGCAAUCGGACUGAAGUCUAGUGAGGCCGCCCCUUGAGCUGAUGAAAUAUUGACUCACUGACUCCUACAGUUCAAGUCACACAGAGGUCAGGGUUUGCUUAGGUUAAAUCUGUGCCUUGGGCCUGGUCUUGAAGCUUCGCUAACAGCUCUGCCCACCAGUUUGCACCUCCAUGGAGCAAGUAGAGCUGAAACUCAAUGCUGUGCAUUAGGGCCAAGAGACCCCCAGAACAAGCACUUUCCUCUUCGGUGAUGCCUCGAGGGCAUUGGCCGACCCUUUUCCGCUUUUUGUGCGUCUGAGGGUCUUUGUCUUCAAUCCUGAAGCUAUCGGUUAACUGGGACAAAAAAGAGCUCCUGUGAAUCUCCCACAUGGAAGAAAAGAUAGUGGAUAUUCACAGUGUUUGUGCUCAGCAAACUUUCUGGUUUGGGUUUGUUAACAGCCUCUUUUUCUCAGUAUUAAACUGCCAUUAAUUCAGACUUAGACUUGAUUUAAACUUUAUUUUCUAGAUCUUUUCAGUUAUGAGAGUGUGUCUGUAUUUGGGUUUUGUAAAGUUUAUACUUUUUAAGAAAAUUCAGAAUGAAACUGUUCUUUUCACCACUAAAAAUGAUGAUGUUGAUGUCAAACUGAAUAGCAACUGGUCUUUGUUAUAUUUUUAUUUGCAUACUGAAUUGAUUGGUGUAAGACUGUGUUAUUGACUGGGUUGUUGAAUGAAAAAUUGAGUUAUGUGGUUAACCAACUGAUUAAAGAGUGGUCACUAGAUAAUAAGCAUGCAAAAUUAUUACAAAAAUAUUUUAGAGGAAAUAUGGUCAACAGGAUAUGAUGGCUUGCUCCAGUGCUUUUGUUUUUAGAAAGAAAUAAAUUAUAAAUAAUAUUAAUAAAUUUUAAAUGUUAUAAUAUCA
This is a messenger RNA of Labeo rohita (rohu), 6018 nucleotides long. It is a transcript of the gene ptgfrnb, whose product is annotated as prostaglandin F2 receptor inhibitor b. The record is from RefSeq and is a predicted model, not a curated record. NCBI's taxonomy places the organism in Eukaryota, Metazoa, Chordata, Actinopteri, Cypriniformes, Cyprinidae.